This is a messenger RNA of Dermacentor albipictus, 1197 nucleotides long. RefSeq lists its product as uncharacterized. NCBI's taxonomy places the organism in Eukaryota, Metazoa, Arthropoda, Arachnida, Ixodida, Ixodidae. Gene Ontology annotation, molecular function: protein binding. The record is from RefSeq and is a predicted model, not a curated record.
AUGGGGGGUGCGCAAUACGUCCUGACGGGCUUCGGCGACUUCUUCGAGCGACGGCGCAUCGCCUUCGUCGACCCACUGCCUCGCAGCCACGUGUGUUGUGCCUGUGGUUUCGUGUCGUCCCUGUCCGUGAGGCUGCCGUGCAAUCACGUCUUCUGCCGGCUCUGCAGAAGUCAGAUCCCGAGCGACGGUGCCAGGUGUCCCGUGGAAGGCACGCUGUUCAAGAAGGACGACGUCGCGUCCCAGACCAUCGAGCUGCCUGACUUGGAGCACCUCCGCGUCUUCUGCACCAAUGGCGGCGGCAGCGGCCAACGCUGCAACUUCGUCGGCAAGCUGUCGGAGCUGCCCGCGCACGUGUACGAGUGCGGCUACGACGAGGUGAAAUGCGAGAACUGCGACGGUGCCGUGACUCGAAACGCAGCCGUCGAUCACCGCCGACAGUGCUCCGCCGAUCUGCCGCUCGCGGGGCCAACGGGAAAAGCUGCCGAAGUCGCUGCGGCGAAGGGAGACCCGGGAGCCGUCGUGGAGGACGUCAAGACGUUGCGCCAACGCGCGUCGUGGAAACAAGUCGACCAGGAGGGAUUCGAGAAAAAAGCCGACAGCAGCUUGGCGGAAUGCGCGACCGACCACCGAACACACUCUAUUCGCGCCAAAGGAACGUACAGCGGCGAAGUCAAGGAGCCCGACACGUCGUCCGCCGGGCCUGUUUCGAGCUAUCUUGCUCCCGGACCUCCCCGCACCGCUUCCAAGCAAUGUGUAUUCACCGCGUGGUGCAGGUUCGACAACAUAUACGAGAAAUACGAGGAGCUCCAAUAUAAGUACGCUGCGUCGGCUGUCACAAAGGGUUGCGCGGGGGGCGCCUACCCGUUUUCGCUCAAGUGCACGCUCACCAAGGAAGAAGAGAACGGGGGAGUGGAGUUGUACUUUUCUCUCUAUUUGCGCAGCGGCGAGUGGGACAGUUACGACGAAUGGCCCUUAAGUAAGGACGUGACAGUGAUCCUUACACACCCUAGCAACAAGGAAAAGGACGUGAGAUUCCCGGUCUGUAUAUUCAAGAGGGACAGAUUUGAGAAACCUGCCCCACUUGGUGCCACUUGCAAUGAAGCUCACCCCAUGAUUGACGGCGAGAGUUGGGAACGCAUGGAAUUAGGAGGUUUCAUCCAUAAGAACGCCCUUAACGUCAUUGUCGAGUUUGAGUGA